Molecule: messenger RNA, 692 nt
Organism: Hypanus sabinus (Atlantic stingray)
Lineage: Eukaryota; Metazoa; Chordata; Chondrichthyes; Myliobatiformes; Dasyatidae
Gene: pcbd1
Product: pterin-4 alpha-carbinolamine dehydratase/dimerization cofactor of hepatocyte nuclear factor 1 alpha
Exons: 4
Coding region: 157-468 (103 amino acids)
Biological process (GO): tetrahydrobiopterin biosynthetic process
Molecular function (GO): 4-alpha-hydroxytetrahydrobiopterin dehydratase activity
Source: RefSeq, a predicted model, not a curated record
CCCUCCUCUGACAGCGUUGCCUCACUUGUUCUGCAUUAGUACUGGCCUUCCCAGCCGCCAGCCUGCAGGUUCCGAGUUAGUGACCCGUGCGCUUGACAGCUGCGCUCGCUUCGCAGUCCCCCGGCCGGCACAGGCUGACCCACGCCGCGCUUGCAAAUGGCGGGAAAGGCACACAGACUGAAUCCUGAGCAACGAGAGCAGCUGCUGCCCAAUCUCAGGGCUGUGGGUUGGACUGAAGUUGAGGGCAGAGAUGCAAUUUAUAAGGAGUUUGUCUUUAAAAACUUUAACCAGGCUUUUGGUUUCAUGACAAGAGUGGCACUGCAAGCAGAGAAAAUGGAUCAUCACCCAGAAUGGUUCAACGUCUAUAACAAGGUCCACAUAACUCUAAGCACACACGAGUGUGGCGGGCUCUCUGAGCGAGACAUUAAACUGGCUACCUUCAUGGAAGAAGCCACAGUUGGUCAUUGACAUCCAAGGACAGCACCAGUUGGCGGUACAAAAACGACCAAUAGUUGAGGUGGGACCUAGCCGGAUACAGUCAUCAGCAUUUGUUAAGUGUUUUUUUUUAAAUCAUCACCCAUUAAGAGUCAAGCUGUAUACAAAUAUGACUGAAUAGAACAUCACUUGUAGCAGUACUAGUAUACUACAUGAGGAAAUGUGCCUUUUAUCAAUAAAAUUAACUGUUUCAUUCA